UCUGAGGAAAUUAGUGGUUUAUUUAAAAGACAAAAAAAAAGAAGCUUUCAUUAUGUGAAGAAAAUGGCACCCAAUAAUGACUGCAUUUCAAAAUGACAUUUGGUAACAUUAUCUGAAGUGAACAUCUUGUUAAAAUGCACCAAGCAAAUAUGGUAUCUAUACAUAGACCUGAGUGUUACUUCCUCAAAUAAGAUGCUGCAGGAACUGAAUGAAGAUCUAUCAUCUUUGGCACUUUAACAUUGUAUGACCGUUAAUCCAGUAAUUUGAGUUUAUAAUCUCAUUUGUCAAGUUAAUGCGAAGCAUGCUUUCUUUUGGUAAGAGGAUCAGGUUUUAAACACAAUGUUUAGAGUGUUUUUCCCACCCUCACGGUCCAAAUUACUGUUAUAUUCAAUAUAUUACGGUGGGUUUAUCUCAGUGCACUGUUCCAGUAAAGUGCAUCAUUACUAAUAAGAAUAACUCACCAUAUCUUUUUUUGCCAUAGAUGAUGCCAGCAAUCAGAGCUGAAUACCUUGCGGUCUGUGAAGGAGAAAACCAUGCACAUUAAUGCCAGUGGUGCAGUCACUACAAAGUGUAUGCAAAUUCUCAAUCAUACAAGGGACAGGAUAUCUACAAGUUGCUGCUGGCUGCAGGUCCCUGUGGAGCAGAAGAGCAUUCCCCCUUUUUUCCUCAUGUCCCCCCCUGUGUGUUUCCCUGUGUGUUAGUGACCACGCACCCCCACCCACCCCCCACCCCCACCUGAUCCCUCCUGUCGUGUCGCCACUCCAGCCUGAAGCCCCCCCUCUCACCCCAUGCUUGGGACAAAGCCAGCUCACUGCCAGCCCAAUGACUGCCUGGAUCGUCCUGCCUGUCAGCCUGUCUGCCUUCUCCAUCACAGGAAUAUGGAUAGUGUAUGCCAUGGCUGUGAUGAAUCAUCAUGUUUGUCCUGUGGAGAACUGGUCUUACAAUGUAACAUGCACAGAGGAGCUUCCGCGACCAGGCUUUCCCAAGACGUGCUGCACCAUCCAGGACAUCCCCCUCAUCAGUAAAUGUGGCUCCUUCCCUCCUGAAAGCUGCCUGUUCAGCUUGAUUGGCAACGUUGGAGCCUUCAUGGUGGUGAUGGUGUGCCUUCUGCGCUACGCCCAGGUGAUCGAACACAGCCACCGAUGUUGGGUCAACACCAGCGCUCUGGUGUCCGGCUGCACCAAUGCUUUGGGCCUGGUCAUGGUGGGCAAUUUCCAGGUUGAUCACGCCAAAUCUCUACACUACGUGGGUGCCGGGGUGGCAUUUCCAGCAGGGCUGCUGUUUGUGUGCCUGCAGUGUGUGCUCACCUACCGGGUGGCUGUGACAGCCCUCGACUACUGGAUGGCCCAUUUCAGAGUGGCUCUGGCACUGGGAGCCAUGGUGUCCCUCGUCCUCAGCGGCAUCUUCUUCAUCCACGAGAGCUUCGUCCUGCAGCACGCUGCAGCCAUCUGCGAGUGGGUCUUCACAGUGGACAUCCUGGUUUUCUACGGCACCUUCACCUACGAGUUUGGCACUGUCACCAGCGAGACCAUGAUGACGGGCCUGCAGCAGUGUCACCACCACGGCUCAGGGGUUAUCAUGGGAGCCAGGGCCCGGGGCUCAAUACUAGGUGGGACGACUAAGGGCCUCAAGUCCCCCGGGGGGAGCAGCACAUCCACACAUCUCAACUGUACCCCGGAGAGUAUAGCCAUGUUGUAGCUCUGCAGCGCUGCCCACUGCAGAGGUGCUUCAUGGGCUCCCACAGGUAUGCAGGACAGUGGCAGCAUGUGGAGGAAGAGAGGAUGUUCUGAUCGCUUUAACAACUACAGGAUAUCCCAUCUGUAAUGCUGUACUAUCUAUUAUUAUUAUUAUUAAUUUUUUUUUUCUUCCAAUGUUUGUGCAAGCUACUACAGUCAAGUGUCCUGUAGCAAUGUUGAGAGGAGGCUGAAUGUGUGAAGCCAGUCGGAGUACAGGAACCAUGAAUGGUUUCCAAGAUGGCUGUUGAUUUGGGCAAUUCUUCACAGGAGUCUGUUUCCUGAACUACAAUUCUUUUUUUUUUCUUUACUUUUUUAUAACCGUGCAUCACUGGUGUGCCCACCAAGAUUUCCUCCCUGCCCAGACACUCCUUCAUGAACGACCCAAUGCUUUGCGUGGCCCACCUGUUUUGGCCUUUUGCUUAUCUCUGCACGGCUACACUUUUCGAAUGAGAGAAUAACAAUUUAUGUUAUGAGUAUUUGGAUUUGCGUAGUAAGUAGAAACCUAUUGAAUGUUUUGAGAAGUGAAUAGUUAACGGUUAUGUAUGUUUUACAGGCUGUAAGCGUAUGGGCUUUUUUAAAAAUCAAUCAAGCAUAAAUGAUCGGCAAAAAAUCAUUCAUUUUACUCCACAAUUUCAUUUGGUUGCGCAGAUUUUGAAUGCAAAUUUUGAUGGCAUUUUUGGAUUAUCUUACAAACUGUGUGUCUUGAGCCACUAUCAUUCUUAAGAUCACAUUCUAGGUCAUUGACAUGCAAGAGCAGAAUGUCUACGUAGAACAGCUCUGUUGUAAUGACGAGGACCGUGUGCAUCUCAAUCACUUUUUUAUCUGAGAAUCUCUGAAGUCGUCUCCCUUGAUGUCAUUCCGUUAUUGUCCCACAUGUUGCGUGAUCUGAGGAUUUAUUUGUAACAUUUACAUUUCAUGCUACCAUAUUUUUUUUUUUUUUUUUACUUGUCGGUCAUGUCCGGUGCAAUAAUUGCCAUCAAUCUUCGGAUCAUUUCUGCUCCGCUGGGGGUGUAUGAUGCCUUUUUCAUUGUGUUGGAGUUGAACACAGGGCUUUUUUUUUUUUUUUUUUUUAUAUAUAUAUAAAAACACACUAUAAUCUGACUAACCCAUUUCUAGAAUAAUGUAGUUGUAAAGUUCUUGCCCCCACACUAGUCUCUCAUUACCAGACCUAUCUCCACAGUGGCCUGGCUACACAGCUGAUCCGUUCUGGGAUAGGGCUGUGUCAGGUGCGUGAGCGACACACCCGAUGUCAGGCUUUAUCCAAGCAAUGUACAUCCGUGUAGCCAGACUACCCACACACUGAUAUGAUUCCAGGCCGGACCCUUGGAAGCCUUAUUUGAGUUUUGCGAACAUGUUUUCUGUUAAAUAUGAAGCCAUCUCAAGCCUUCUCGGUAGCGUAAGGGGACGUUUUGUUCACAGGAGUAAACUGAGAGGUGAACAUAAUGUUUGUAGACCUUGUGCCAUAAUCCUAAUGGUGUCAACCCAGUGUUACAAACCGACAAUAGCAUACAGGCUGUAGACUGAAGGGACUGCAUGUCAUAUAUUAAGGUUGUGUAUGAUUCCCUGUUGCCAAUUUCUCUUUAUAAUUAUAUUUACAGUUGUGAAUUAGCUUCACGCCAGACUGCCACAAACUACCAAUGCUCAAACUAAAGCUGACUAAUGCCAUACAAUUUAGGUUACGCUCACAGGAAGUUUUGUUGGAGUGAGUGAGCCGUUGAAGUAUUUUUCAUAACACACAGUAUUCUGCCCUCUGCGUAGUGUUGAUACAUUUUUUUUUUUAAACUGUCUAACCACUGGAUGCCAGCAAUACGUUAUUGAAAAGGUCACAUCACCUACCUCUUAUCUUCUGUGGGUUUGAUGUUCCGAAGCAAAAGCUAGAGUUCCUACGCGUUUUCCAUCUCACGACGGUUUGAGGUCGAGGAAAGUAUUUAAUGUAAUGGCAGCUCAGCAGGCCAUAGCUCAAUCCACAAAGUCUCAGCAUGUGGCAGGACAGUGGAUCUGCUGUUACGAGCUGCGUUAUCACGUGUCAGGUCAGUUUUCUUUACUUUUUUGUGAAAAUGAUUUAACUUCCAAAUCUUUUAUGGGACUGCAGCAAUCCUGUGGUCUGCAAAUCUUGCCAAAAAGGACUGGAAUCCACUGGAGUUUUAAUUGGUUUUUCUGUGUGUCAGCAGUAGGUGUAUGAAUUGGUGUGAGUGCACUGUUCUAGCCUUAUCCCUCAUACUGUGCCAGGGGAAUGUUCAGAUCUUUUCUUUUUAAUCUUGUGUUCAGCUGUAGCCUGUUUCACCAAACUGUAACUAAGUCACACUGUGACUACAAAUGGCAGCUUGUAUGAGCCCUCAUCAGGGUUGGAUUUAUUCUGUAACCUCUAUUCCAUAAUACCAUCUUCCACAGGCCAACAUUUGAAAGGUGGAUUUUACAUUUUUUUUUUUUUUCCCCUUUCUUUCUUUGUCCAAAUGUACACACUUUGUUGGUGGGCGAAUCCUAUAUUACAAAAGGCUGCCUGACCUGUACAUGUCUUGAACUCUUGCAACAGCAACACAGAAACAAUGUCUAUAAAAAUGUAUGUCAUGUUUAGAAAAAUAUGUAAAAGAAUGGUAAUGGAGUCCGAGAAAUCCCACAAAACAAGUCGACAACACAGAUUAUGGUUUCCUUUUAUAAAUUCUAUAAAUAUGUAUGAUUUGUCAAUCAUUUAGGUAUUUUCAUUUGACAGAGAUUUAUAUUCAAAUAUGAAAUAAAAAUGAUAAAUUAU
Molecule: messenger RNA, 4485 nt
Organism: Perca fluviatilis (European perch)
Lineage: Eukaryota; Metazoa; Chordata; Actinopteri; Perciformes; Percidae
Product: transmembrane protein 150A-like
Exons: 8
Coding region: 544-1698 (384 amino acids)
Biological process (GO): protein localization to plasma membrane
Source: RefSeq, a predicted model, not a curated record